Molecule: messenger RNA, 4687 nt
Organism: Onychostoma macrolepis
Lineage: Eukaryota; Metazoa; Chordata; Actinopteri; Cypriniformes; Cyprinidae
Gene: larp4b
Product: La ribonucleoprotein 4B
Exons: 17
Coding region: 505-2676 (723 amino acids)
Biological process (GO): positive regulation of translation
Cellular component (GO): cytosol; cytoplasmic stress granule
Molecular function (GO): mRNA 3'-UTR binding
Source: RefSeq, a predicted model, not a curated record
CUAGUCAAUAAAGCGGCUCUGGGCGGGAGUUCGUGGUGCGGUUUGGCCGAGAGAGUGAAGCUCAACUCCGGACACAAAUAGACGGGGAGGGAAGAGGCGUGUGGCUCCGUUCCUUAUCAUAAUCGCAGUUUAACUAGCACGUACAGUUAUAAUUAGUCGCAUUUUUCGCACUGAGACUUAAGCCGUUUUGAAGAAUAACACACAUUCACUCUCGUGUCGUUACCAUCUCGACAACAAACGUUAGCCAGUCACUUAAACAUCACUAAACAGACCUUUAAAGUUCACUAUCAGGCCUGAUAUCGAGGAGCUGGUGGUAUUUAGGGGCUGUUGAAGGUUUUGUGGUGGUUUGGAAGUUUCCUGCGCGGAUUUGUGGAUUUGUUUUCUAAGUUUUGUCCGUGGAAGUCAGACGUUCGGGCCGCAAACAGUCUCCCGUGCGCGGAGAGCAGAAACAGUUCCCUGGUGGUCUGGAGAGCUCUGCGUUCGGAGCUAGAACCUGGACAGCUCAUGACUUCAGACCAGGAAGGAAAAACUAUCGUGGAGCCACAGGUGCAGCAGUCACAGGAAGCAAAGGAGAAAGAGAUUCCCCUUUUGGAAUCCUCCAAGAUCUCAGACCUCAAUCCCAAUGCGAAGGCAUGGGCCAAUUACAUGCCUAAACCGGAGGCCUCUGCUCCAACCUGCCCAGAUUCUCAGCAGUCAUGGGUAGAAGCGGCCGAUGACCCAUCAAACUGCAUCUCAGGAGGUUAUAACAACAGUGAAGACAAAGGGAACUGGAAUGAGGAACAGCAGGUAUCUACAUCUGUAGAGCUGCCCUUUGCAGCACAGCCAGAAUCAGUGUACAUGGGAAGCUCAGCCAGUGAGAAGGGCAUAGUGUCAAACCAGAACAUCAGUAUGAAAGGGGUGGAUGAUUCAGAUUCCUCCAGACAGCUUGAAGACCUUCGGGAACAGUUGAAGGCAACACUGGAGUUCUGCCUCUCUAGGGAGAAUCUAGCCAACGACAUGUACCUCAUCUCGCAAAUGGACAGUGACCAGUAUGUGCCAAUAGUGACUUUGGCAAACCUUGAUCAAAUCAAGAAACUCACCACUGAUGUGGAUCUCAUUGCAGACAUCUUAAAAACGCUGCCUCUCGUCCAAGUGGACAAAUGUGGAGAGAAAGUGCGGCCCAAUCAGAACCGCUGCAUUGUAAUUCUCAGAGAGGUUCCCGAGGCCACUCCUCUGGAGGAAGUUGAAGCGCUCUUUAAGAGCGAUAACUUGCCCAAAUUCAUCAAUUGUGAGUUUGCCUACAAUGACAACUGGUUCAUCACCUUUGAAUCUGAGGCAGAUGCUCAGCUGGCAUAUCAGUAUCUCAGAGAAGAGGUGAAAACUUUUCAAGGGAAGCCGAUAAAGGCUAGAAUAAAGGCCAAGGCCAUUGCUGUCAAUACCUUUGUGCCAAAGAAUGGGUAUCGGCCAGUGGAUGUGUCCUCAAAUGUCCAGCAGCGCUACACACCUUACUACAUCCCACCUGUGUAUGGAGCACAGCAACAGUUUCCUCUUUACAGACUGGUGACGCCUCAGGGCUGGUCAGCUACACAGAGCUACCUGGACCCGGCUCUGGUUACUCCAUUUCCCAGCCCUGCGUUCAUUAAUGGCUUUGCUGGUUCUCCGACAUUUAAAUCAGCAACAUCGCCACUAACUAUGCGACCAUAUGCACCUCGAAACAGGAACCACAACAAAACACACAUUCGACUCGCAACAGAACGUGGAACCACUCUGCUGGAAAACCCUGCUGCUUUCUCUACUUUCCCUUCGGAGAGAGUUCCCAAUGGGACGCGUCCUCCACAGGCUCAUCACCUGGGUAGCCGACCUCGACUACCCAGCGGUCCGGGCUAUCCGCGCCGGGACCAGGUUGGAAGUGGACGAAUGGAAGUGAACGGAGCCGAUUACUCUCUGAACGCAGGCCGUGGAAGAAGGGGCGGCUAUGGAUACAGGAAAAGAAGAGAUGACAACAAGUUUCCAAGAGCAGCAACACAGUCGCCCCCUCCUGUUCAGGAGCGCACUCCGUCCCCCAGCUUUGAGCUGGGUCUGUCCAGCUUCCCUCCUCUGCCUGGAGCCGCUGGAAACCUAAAGCCUGAAGUAAAAACUGAAAACAGCCUUGACAGCCGACUGUCUGACAUUGUCACCGGAGCAGUAAAAGACAAGCCUCUAAAUAAGGAUGUGGUCACCAGCCGUGUGAUCUCAGGGACCCCCAAAGAAUCUGUGCAGGCUGCUCCCGCUCCUGCUCCUGCUGCUCAGACCCCAGUGGACCACCAACACUCACCCUCUCCAGCCGUUACAAACCUGACAACUGUAGAAAAACCUAAAGAGACGCAGACACCUGCAGAGAAAUGCUCAGAGACACCCGCUGCUAAAACCGCACCACUGAGCAAUCCAAUAUCGGAGCCCAGGAAGCCAAGCUACGCAGAGAUCUGUCAGAGGAUAAGGGAGGCACCAACACAGCAGCCAUCAGCAGAUCCCCGGCCUCUCAGCUCCACCGCUGAAGACAUCAAGACUUCUGACUCGGCAGAACGCAAAUGCAGAGAAUCAGUGCCCGCACCUGCCAAAUCUGCAGCGACGACUUGUCCCAGAGAGACAGUGAAACCUCAUCAGAGCACCGGAGAACGAGCGAGCGGCGGCACGACAGCUUCCUUCCACCAAUCCUGAGGGCCUCGGCUUUUCUUCCAGGACCGAACGGGAAUGAAAACUUUGUCAGGGCUGCUCAAAAAAAAAAAAAAAAAAAAAGAAAAAAAAGUCCCUCUUAUCUCACGGUCUCUGUGAGCACACACACAGACAGACAGCUUGUCACUGGAAUCAGGGCCUACAGACAAAAGCACUUGUGCAUAAGGGUUCUCUGAAUAUUUUUGUUGUCCUUUCUGUCGUUUUGUUUUUCGAUUACAAAAUCUUUUGUUGUUUUCCAAGGAAAAUGGGAUUAAUGAACCAGCAUCAGUUGGAGAUUAACUAUUUAAAAACAUUUGUCAGAGCUCACCUUUAUUUUGGGGUUAAAGCUUCAAGUAGUGCUGUUGGGAGGAAAUACUGAUUUUUGGAUAGUGCUGAUCCUGAAACACUUUAUUUUUGUGUGUUUUCUUUCCUUUUUUAAACUGAUAUGUAUAUAAUUUUGCUAACUUUGAGUGUCUUGGAGCCGACGCGAUUCCGAAUCUCGACGGCUCCAGCCAUUACAACUGCAUGAGUGAGACUUUCGUGUAAAUCUGUUUUGUUCCGUUUUUAUGUUUGGAUGUUCCAGCACUGGAGUGACUUUUUUUGUUUUUGUUUGUUUUUUGAGCUCUGAAUUAUUUUUUUACAUGCUAAUCCUCUAUCAAAUUGUACUGAUGUGAUAUUGUAGCAGGUGUAUGUAUACCUGUUCUUGUGUGCAUGCUUUCUUUUACGUUUUCUUCUUUUCUUUUUAACCUUUUAAUGGCACACAUUGGUUUGCUGGAUCAUUUCUUUUCUGUUUUUCCCUACUCGCCAAUAGAUUGGGAAGAAUCCGCUCUGAUGCCUCUUCAUUCGAUUCUGGAAGAUCUUCACACUGCAAAGUCCUCAGGUUGUGAGGGUGAAGUGUUCAUGUGCCUAGUCUGCUGUGAUCUCAAUGAUAGAUGGCUAUAUUAUUUGCUUCUUCGCUCCGUUUGUUAUCCCAGUGUGGUGCUAUGGUUCGUCACCUGGUUACUUUGGUGCUUUUAUCUAUAGAAACGAAGGGAAAGACACUGACAUGCACCAACGUCUAUCGUAUGACCUUCACCGAUUCGCUUUCAUAUCACCACAAAUAUACGAGUGGGAUUGUGUACAUUUUAUAUAGUGACGUAUACAUCAAGAGCAAAAAGAUCUGAGCCUUCAGCACACAUGGACCAGCGCUGUUUUGUGGGGUUUCUCCUUUAUGCAGACUUUGCGUUUCAGUGUCACUCUCGGUCAUGCUGUUCAUUAGUUAAGUUCAUUGGUUCUCAUUGGAGUUUGAAAUCGUCUUGGGCCGAGCGAGACAGUCCAUUUUUUUUUUUGUUUUGAUGUCUUCCUGCAGCGUGGAACACGUGCAGAAUGCUUUGAGAUGUUCGUCAUGGCGUAUGUUGUUUAUAUUCUCUUGUAUUUUCCCUGUGAGUAUUUUUUUUUUUUUCCUCGGUUAAUCAAAAAAAAGAAGUUUUUGUUGAUUCUUUUUCUGACUUUAUGAAUGCAACUGAUCAUUUUUCCAUCAAUAAAUGAAGCAUACCAUGGGUAAGUAAUGAAGGUUUCAUUACAUGAACCUUUAAGAUGUUCAAAAAAAGAAACAAAUUAAAAAUAAACAUCACACAUAAAUUAACAGUGUUUGAAAACUUGAAUUUUAUUUAAACUUGAAAAAAAUGUCUCUGCCUUAACUUUUUAGAUGACAGUUUGGAGGUUUUUUGUUUUGAGUUUUCUUUCUUUCAAUUCCCAAAGUGUAGAAAAAAGGAUGAUGUGGUUGAGGCGUCAUGAAGCCUUCGUCACUACAUUUGUGUAGCACAAUACUUUUGGGAUUGAGAUGGGAUUAUCGUUUUGUUUCGUUCUCCUUUGUGUAAAUGCUUGUAGUCUAAACUGUAGUACAUGUAUACACUCGGAUGUGUGUGCUUUCUCUGUACAGAUGUAAAUAAUUGGAAAAUGUUAAAAUGGUACCCUAAAAUUGGUUAUGAGAAAAUGUAUGGAAAAAAAAUAAUAAAUAAAUGUUAAUGAGAAAUUG